UAAGUGCAUGUAUUUUGAAUUUGAACAAUCGUAGUGCACGGUACAUAAUAUCUGUAAUUCGCAAUUUUUCAAGUACAAUUUUACAAAACUAUACAAAAUGAAGUCGAUAACAUUGCUUUUUAUUACUAUACUCUUCACAUCAGUGUUUAGUGAAGAAAAUUGCGAAGAAAAGAAGAAACAUCAUUUGCAUGAUCAAGAAUUUGGUAUGGCACUUACACCUGAUGAUUUAAUAACAAGCAUGAUGACGCCCUGGAUACUCAGAGAUUACUUUCGCCCGUGGAGAUACCUCAAUGAAAUCAGUCGGGACUUUGGAUCAACCAUUAUUAACGAAAAGCAGAAAUUUCAGAUUAAUUUGGAUGUACAACAUUUUUCUCCAGAUGAAGUAAACGUCAAAACUGGUGAUGGCUAUGUAAUUAUUGAAGGAAAACAUGAUGAAAAAAGAGAUGAACAUGGAUCAAUUUCACGCCAAUUUGUGAGGAAAUACUCUUUACCGGAUGGGGUAGAGUCGGAGGAUGUGGUAUCUCAACUUUCAAGUGAUGGUAUCUUAACGAUUACGGCGCCUAGAAAGGAAGUGGAUUCUAAAGGUGAGAGAAUCGUGCCCAUUACACAGACUGGCCCUAUCAGGAAGGAGAAUAAGGAGGCAAAAACUGCUUCUGAAGGAACCUGUCAAGCACAGGAUGGAAAAUGUGGUUCAUAAACUUUUAAAAUAUUUUCUUAUCUGGCUGAAUUAUGUAAUAGACUAAUAUAAAAUGUUUUAAAGCCUUUCAUUUCAUUUAACAAUGCAGUGCGUUAUUUUUUAACAGAAAGUGUAGUCAAGUGAUAUGGUUAUUUUUGUCUCGUGAAUACACUACACGUCGGAAUAUAAAGAUAAUAAUUAUUUGCAUCUCACUUCGUAGAAUAUAGAUCAUGAUAUGCUUAAAUAAUUAGUCUAAUUGAAAGUGUUACUAUUUCUAUAUUUUCCGAUAUUAAAUC
Molecule: messenger RNA, 972 nt
Organism: Pieris rapae (cabbage white)
Lineage: Eukaryota; Metazoa; Arthropoda; Insecta; Lepidoptera; Pieridae
Gene: Hsp23.7
Product: protein lethal(2)essential for life
Exons: 1
Coding region: 98-697 (199 amino acids)
Biological process (GO): protein refolding; response to heat
Molecular function (GO): protein folding chaperone
Source: RefSeq, a predicted model, not a curated record